AUGAAUCCCCUCCGCUGUAGGCUGGGCGUCCAGCCUACUCUUUCGCUCGUUCUGUUGCUGGCAAGCUUGAUGGCUGGUCAAGUUGUUGCCCAAGCUGCGACCACCACCGAAAACACUGACACCACGACUGCAGCAGCCACUACCAAUGGUGCGACGACAGCUACAGACACUGCGGCGGCCACCACAGGCCAAACUACAGCUCAAACUACAGCUCAAACUACAGCCCAAACUACAGAUACCUCAUCUACGGACAGCUUACCGCCACUGACGACAAGUACCAGUUCUACGGAUACUCUACCAACGUUGACUUCGGCCGCGACAAGUUCGACGUAUUCUAUCCCGGUUGCCACCGUUCCCCCAACCGAGAAUGCACCAUACAUGCGACAGUCCAACCUGCCUGAAGGAACCGUGUUUAUCGCCGUUGGAGCGGCUUUGGGAUUCAUUGGACUGUCAGUGCUAGCCUGGCGAGCCCUGGUGGCCUGGUCGAUCAACCGUUCGGUGCGUCGUGCUGCCAUGGAGCAAGCCCAGCAAGAAAGCAAGACCCUCCUGCGCCACAAGCGGAGGUCCAGAAGACAUUCUCGUCACCGUUCUCACAGGCCCAAGGACGGCACCUCCGUGUCCAUGGAGAAGCUCAGUCCGAGCCAUCGCCACAGCCACAUGGGCGCUUCCAAGGGUCCUGGCGCGCAGAGCAGUCUCUUCUACUCGCCUACUGCUGGUGCAGGCCUGAACCCGGCGGCUAACAGAGCAUCGACCUAUCUGCCAGCGGGGUACUAUUCCGCCGGAGCUGCAGCUCCUGGAGGGGGGCACAGUCGCAAUCUCGGACCCAGCCCGCCCGGAUCACCAUCACUACCUCCGAGUAGCGGCGCGGAUGCACCGCAGACCAGGGCAUCCCAUUUGGGUGCAUCUAGCAGUACUGUCAAUCUGAAUGCACCGCCACAAGGCCGAGCACCGAGUGCUUACCUAGAGGAUCUGUUCGAGAAUCACGCUCCUGCAGGUCAUCCUGGGGGGACAUAA
Molecule: messenger RNA, 1014 nt
Organism: Rasamsonia emersonii CBS 393.64
Lineage: Eukaryota; Fungi; Ascomycota; Eurotiomycetes; Eurotiales; Trichocomaceae
Exons: 1
Coding region: 1-1014 (337 amino acids)
Cellular component (GO): fungal-type vacuole
Source: RefSeq, a predicted model, not a curated record